AGGUUUUUGACCUGAAAGCCCCCAACGACUCCACGAGACGGCACCCCUUCCCAAGCUCUCCAGCUAACUCCGAUCCGCGCACAAGGCAACAAGCAAAUCCCCAUCCAAACCCCAAAUCAAAUGCUCUCUUCUUCGACUACCACCGCCUCCCCCGCUUCGUCACAUCCUUAUCGCCCCGCCUACCCGCGCGCCAGCCUCCGCCCCGUCCUCGCGAUGGCGGGCUCCGACGACCCCCGCGCCGCGCCCGCCAGGUCGGUCGCCGUCAUCGGCGCCGGAGUCAGCGGGCUCGCGGCGGCGUACAGGCUGAGGAAGAGCGGCGUGAACGUGACAGUGUUCGAGGCGGCCGACAGGGCGGGUGGGAAGAUACGGACCAAUUCGGAGGCCGGGUUCCUCUGGGACGAAGGGGCUAACACCAUGACAGAAGGUGAACUGGAGGUCAGCAGGCUAAUUGAUGAUCUUGGUCUACAAGACAGGCAGCAGUAUCCUAACUCCCAGCACAAGCGUUACAUUGUCAAAGAUGGAGCACCGGCACUGAUUCCUGCGGAUCCCAUUUCACUAAUGAAAAGCAGUGUUCUUUCUACGAAAUCAAAGCUUGCGUUGUUUCUGGAGCCAUUUCUGUACAAGAAAAGUAACACAAGAAACUCUGGGAAAGUGUCUGAUGAGCAUUUAAGUGAGAGUGUCGGGAGCUUCUUUGAACGCCACUUUGGAAGAGAAGUUGUUGACUAUCUUAUUGAUCCAUUUGUAGCUGGAACAAGUGCAGGAGAUCCCGAGUCAUUAUCUAUUCGUCAUGCAUUUCCAGCAUUGUGGAAUUUGGAAAGAAAGUACCAUUCUAUCAUUGUUGGUGCCAUCUUGUCUAAGCUAACAGCUAAAGGUGACCCAGUAAAGACAGGAAGUGAUUUAUCAGGGAAAAGAAGGAAUAGACGUGCGUCAUUUUCAUUUCAUGGCGGCAUGCAGUCACUAAUAAAUGCACUUCACAAUGAAGUUGGAGAUGAUAAUGUGAAGCUUGGUACAGAAGUAUUGUCAUUGGCAUGUACCUUUGACGGGCUCCCUUCGACCGGUGGGUGGUCGAUUUCUGUUGAUUCGAAGGAUGCUGGUAGCAAGGAUCUUGCUAAAAACCAAACCUUCGAUGCUGUUAUAAUGACAGCUCCAUUGUCUAAUGUCCAGAGGAUGAAGUUCAGAAAAGGUGGAGCUCCCUUUGUGCUAGACUUUCUUCCUAAGGUGAAUUAUCUCCCGCUAUCUCUUAUGGUGACAGCUUUUAAGAAGGAAGAUGUCAAAAAACCUCUGGAAGGAUUUGGAGUCUUGAUACCCUACAAGGAACAGCAAAAACAUGGUCUGAAAACCCUUGGGACUCUGUUCUCCUCAAUGAUGUUCCCAGAUCGAGCUCCUGAUGACCAAUAUCUGUAUACAACAUUUGUUGGGGGAAGCCACAAUAGAGAUCUUGCUGGAGCUCCAACGUCUAUUUUGAAACAACUUGUGACUUCUGACCUUAAAAAGCUCUUGGGUGUAGAAGGGCAACCAACUUUUGUGAAGCAUAUAUACUGGAGAAAUGCUUUUCCUUUGUAUGGCCGUGAUUACGGUUCAGUAUUGGACGCUAUAGAGAAGAUGGAGAAAAAUCUUCCAGGGUUCUUCUACGCAGGAAAUAACAAGGAUGGGCUGGCUGUUGGUAAUGUUAUAGCUUCAGGAAGCAAGGCUGCUGAGCUUGCAAUCUCGUAUCUUGAAUCUCAGACCAAGCACAAUAAUUCUCACUGAAGGUAUCUUCUACCAAUGGCAGACAAAAUUACUCGGUUCAUGCAGAAUAGAAACCGUCGUGAUGCAGUCCCAGGGCCUCUUCAUGUAUUAUAGGCUUUCGUUAAACAUCGACCCAGUGUAGACACAUGUGUAAAGUGAAAAAAAAAUGAAAAAUCUAUUCUGGUGGCUGAAAUACUUCUUUUUCCCCCAACAAGUGACCCUUAACACAUGCUGCUGGAAGUAAAUUUAAUUUUGUUGACAUGUUUGAGAAUACAUGUGCUGACAACUUGACAUGUAAUAUUUGUCCAUUACGAUUUUA
Messenger RNA from Setaria italica (foxtail millet), 2047 nucleotides. Its product is annotated as protoporphyrinogen oxidase, mitochondrial. Gene Ontology annotation, cellular component: mitochondrial inner membrane. Gene Ontology annotation, biological process: heme biosynthetic process. The record is from RefSeq and is a predicted model, not a curated record. Lineage: Eukaryota; Viridiplantae; Streptophyta; Magnoliopsida; Poales; Poaceae. Bases 121 to 1749 code for a protein of 542 amino acids. The transcript has 17 exons. Gene Ontology annotation, molecular function: protoporphyrinogen oxidase activity, oxygen as acceptor.